Molecule: messenger RNA, 3097 nt
Organism: Tricharina praecox
Lineage: Eukaryota; Fungi; Ascomycota; Pezizomycetes; Pezizales; Pyronemataceae
Product: Alpha/Beta hydrolase protein
Exons: 1
Coding region: 286-2637 (783 amino acids)
Source: RefSeq, a predicted model, not a curated record
GCUACUACUGCUACUACUACUACUUACCUCCACCUACGUACGAUUACCCCUGACCGCGGCCACCCUCGCGAUUCGACACGAUUCGACACGACACGAUCCUGGCGCCGCAGAGCAUCGCAGCGUAAGGCACUGAAAGGAGGGUGAGCUACAGUACCGUACCUUCUCCACUACCUGGAUCCAGGAAAGAAAGAAGGGGUAUCUACAGUAUAUCGAACGGAGGAAAUCCACCACUCUUCCACGCCCUCAACCACCGCCCUCAACCACACCCACCCACGCACCCACACGAUGAACACCACCACGACGACAACGGAGAUGCUCUCACCGCCGUCGCCGCCGCGGUCCCGCGCGCGGUCACCGCACCGGCACUCCCACCAGACCUCGGGGCGCCCACGGCGCGAGGGCGGCUCCCGUCGACGCUCCGCACCGAACCACAUCCUGACGCCGGGGUCGACAGCCGCGUCCUCGCCCGAGGUGAUCACGUCGCUCGUCGACCAGCUAUCGAAGCUGCAGCCGUCGCCGCUGCACAAUCCGUUCCUGUACGGGUCUUUGGCGCCGCGCGAGGAGAUCGUGGAUGCCGCCAUGGCGUCCGACGACGAGACUGGCGGGUACCUCCACCCCGACGAUGCCGCCAUGGCGCCCGUGGUACGCACGUCGAAGCCCCCCAGUGGCUUCUCGACUCAUACCAAGAAUGAGAGUCUGUCGCAUUCGAGGAGGAGUAGUCAUCACUCUGGCAUCAGUGUCGGGACGAAGGGUGGCGUCGAUAUUCCGUCGUAUGUAAGGACGUAUAUGAACCGUGGGCCAGACCAUGAGCGGCGGCAGAGCAGGGAUUCGAAUGUUAGCGGGCAGAGCGGGGAUAAGAGCGGAAGUGGAAGGUUGAGUGUUGUUUCGUCGAGGGAGAGGAUGCGGAAUGCCGAGGGGAAACGGCCGGUGGCGAGGGCGAGUGCCGGCGGAAAGGAUAUUCCCCAGCGGAGCUCGAGCUAUGGAAAGGGGAGCGACAACCCUCGCUCGCAGCAGGCGAACUUUCCCGACGCCAUUGUGACCACCGCGGCGCCGAUCUACAAGAGUCCGAUCGGCUCCCCGAAUUUUCCGACGACGGCGGAAUUCGACGAUAGCGAGGCGGCGCCACCACCUCCGGAUUUGGCCAAGUACCGGGAGGAGCUGAAGGGAAAGCGCGGAUCCAAGGGUUUUCCGACACGAUCGGAGAGCCUGCCAUCGGGCAAGAUCUCGAAGAGACACAGUGCUGAUGCGAAGGUGAAGGGUACGGUGCUAGACGGGUUCGCGAAGCGCAAGAGUGACAGUCAGUAUGUGCCACCGCAUGGAUACAUCCACAUGACCACGACCACGACCACGACAACCCCGCCACGCCCCUCGUUCCAGGGUAGCACUGCGGACACUCUGCAGCAGGAGCGGCCCGGCUCGGCAGACUCGAUCGAUGAUGCCGUCGACGCGUACCUCUGUUCGCCGCGAUUGAGCCAGAAGAUCCGGAUGCCCACUACCGGCCGGACCAUUUCCUUCAGCGAGGUGGGGGAUCCGCAAGGAUUCGCCGUGUUCGUGUGUGUGGGGAUGGGGUUGACACGGUACGUCACGGCGUUCUACGACGAGCUCGCGCUCACUCUUGGACUGCGUUUGAUCACGCCUGAUCGUCCCGGCGUCGGAGAGUCGGAUUCGAUAGACGAGAACGAGCGCGCGGUUCUGAACUGGCCCGACGAUGUCCUCUACAUCUGCCAGUCGCUCAAGAUCACCAAGUUCUCGAUUCUCGCGCAUUCUGCCGGCGCGAUCUACGCGCUCGCCACCGCGCUCAGAAUGCCCGGCCACAUCAGAGGCAAGAUCCACCUCCUGGCACCGUGGAUCCCCCCGAGCCAAAUGGAAAGCGUCAUCGCCACCGACGAGAACAAAGGCGAGCGGCCGGGCAGCAUUCCAACAAGCCAACGCAUCCUCCGAGCACUCCCCACACCCUUCCUCAAAGCCGCCAACUCCCCGUUCAUGUCCGCCACAUCCAGCUCCCUGACCACGUCCCUCCCGCGCAACAGCGCCCGCCGCACGAAGCGCCGCGCCGCCGCCGCCGCCGCCCCACAAAAAAUCGUCGACCCAUCCGCCGCCAAGGACCGGCCAACCCUAACAACAAACCACCAGCCCAGCGGUAACGGCACCGACCCGCCCGGCGACGACGCGGCCAGCCCCCCAGCACCGGAAGACAUCGAGGCCAGUCUCCUCCUCGCGGCGAUCACCGCCGCCCAGGAGAAAGAGCGCCAAUCCUCAUACGACGAGCGGCUCACAUGCGCCAUCUGGACGCUGUCGACGCGCAACGCCAACCCCGCCGUCGACCUGCUCGUGUGCCUCGAGCGCAACCGGCCCGUCGGGUUCAUGUACGUCGACAUCACGCGCGAGGUGGUGAUCCACCACGGCGCGAAGGACGCGCGCGUCCCGGUCGACAACGUGCGCUGGCUCGGGAAGACGAUGCGGCGCUGCGAGGUCCGCGUGCUGCCCACCGAGGGCCACGGACUCAUGGCCAGCGCUAGCGUCAUGGGCGGCGUCCUCGAGGAGAUCGCGCAAGAGUGGAGGGACUGGAGGAAGGUUGUCGAGGGUCGCCGCGUCGAGGGAGGCCCAGGCGGCAGGGAGAGGAGGUGGGCUGAUUAAUUCUUUUUGCUUCUUCUCUUUCUCGUCUCUUCUUCUGCUUCUGCUUCUCUGAUUCUUCUUCUUCUACUUCUACUUCUUCUUAUUGGACUGCUCGUUUUCUUAUGCGGAUUUUACUAGGGUUAUGGACGAUCUUGAACUUGAACUUGAACUUGGACUUUCUUCUGUGGACCGCCGCUGCUGAGAUGGUCGGUGGUCGGUGGUCGGUGGGGGUGAACACUUGUUGUAGUGGCUCGUUAGUAGAGCAUAUGUGCGUUGUACCUCUGUACCUUAUUUCUCUUCCGUUCCGUUCCUUCCGUUACUUUUCUUUGAUUUUGCGAGCGAGCUUACCUUACCUUAACCUUUUUUUCGUUCUUUUCUUUUUCUUGCGAGAUGUGUGUGCUGAUCAUUCAUUAUAGUGAUACUUACUUGUAGUUGUAGUAGGCAGGCAGGCGGGUGGGCUGGCUGUUGAUGGGGUGGGGGG